UUUCGACUUUGAUUUAUUUCUUAGUUCUGCGGGAGAUUAAUUAAAUGGAACACCAGGGAAGAGCUUACAGAGGUGUGCGUCAAAGAAAAUGGGGGAAAUGGGUGUCUGAAAUCCGGGAGCCGGGGAAGAAGACCCGAAUAUGGCUCGGAAGCUACGAGACAGCCGAAAUGGCAGCGGCUGCCUAUGACGUGGCCGCACUACACUUCCGUGGUCGAGCUGCUCGGCUUAACUUUCCGGAGCUUGUCGAUAGCCUUCCACGUCCUGCUAGCUCCACCGCGGAAGACGUUCAAAUGGCAGCUCAAGAGGCGGCACUGAGGCUCGGUCGAAGACCCAAGUUGAACUCGGAAGUGGGUUCGGAGGUAGCUGGCGGGAGCCUUGGUCCAAUAAGGACCGGACUUUCACCGAGCCAAAUUCAAGCUAUCAAUGAGUUCCCACUGGAUUCUCCCAAGAUGUGGAUGGAACUGGCUGGUGCACUUUUGUUGGCUGAUCCAAUCAUGUGUUGGGGCGAUGAUGCCGAGUUCACGACUGAAUAUGAAGAAAUUCUGGUUGACCCUAUUUGGGAUUAAAUAUUUUUUACCACACGGAUUCGUCAUUGAUAUACUGUUGGUUAAGUCUUUCAAUUUAAUUUCAUGAGUAAAUUAAAAAAAUUUACUCGUUGAAUUUAAAAACGGACUCACAGUAUAUCAAGUCAAAUAAAAUUCCUGCAUACACACCCCUUUUUUAACGAGGGGAAAUUAUACAAAAACUGUGCCUCCUAUCAAGCUAGGUGACAAUGCUUGCAACUUGCAAGAAGCAUAAUCAUAUUGCAUAAAGUAAUUAAUUAAUCAAAAUUUCAUAACAAGGAUGACAUUUAAGAGGUUUGUUUAGGAUUUGGGUUCUAGUAACUUUUUUUUUUCCUUUUUUAGUUUUAGAUUGUGAGUAUAUAUGAACAUAUGUGGUGGGAGAGGCUUCGGUAUUAAGUUGAUAAGAACUUUAAGUAUGUAUUAUUUGUAAUUGGUGUUUCGGUAGAAGAAUUGAAGGAUGUAAUAAAUAUUUUCUUGUUUAGUUUGGAAUGUAGAUCAGUUCCCUUA
This is a messenger RNA of Hibiscus syriacus, 1070 nucleotides long. RefSeq names its product ethylene-responsive transcription factor ERF022-like. Lineage: Eukaryota; Viridiplantae; Streptophyta; Magnoliopsida; Malvales; Malvaceae. The coding region runs from base 45 to 566 and encodes 173 amino acids. The record is from RefSeq and is a predicted model, not a curated record. Gene Ontology annotation, molecular function: DNA-binding transcription factor activity; DNA binding. The transcript has a single exon. Gene Ontology annotation, biological process: regulation of DNA-templated transcription.